GGAGUUUCGCGGGGGAUUCUAAACCUGGUCUCCGGCGCAGAUAAAAUCCGAGAACUCACAGAAACCAAACAACGAUUGAAAAAACCACAGAAGAUCCUCACUACACUUUACGAUUCUGCGAAUACCCACGAACAGACAAAAGGGAUAAGAUAAAGAAACAAUGGCGAUGUCAAGUACAACCAGCACCACUUCUGCGGCUGAGCCUGACACUCCGUACCAAGUCCUGUUGGCAACAUAUUCUUCUCCAAACAACGAAAAGUUUGAGCACGUCCAUAAACUACCUACGCCGCCUGCAUCAGACAAAGUCAGUGAGAGAACCGCAUAUUUAGGGGCCUUACGGAAAGCUACAGGGGAUAUGCAAGAAAGAAUCAAUAAGGAGUUGACUGCACGAAUGGAGGAAGAUAAGCUACGAGAAGCUGAAAGUGCUGAUGGUCCAAAGGUUCAUGGUGGGGUAAUUGAUGAAGCCAAGGAAGAAGACAAUUAUGGGGAGGAGGUUGUGGAAGAGGAAGAUUGAAGUAUUUGUUCAUGAUUAUAAUGUUCGAUGUUUGAUGCUGCA
Messenger RNA from Botrytis cinerea B05.10, 556 nucleotides. RefSeq lists its product as hypothetical. The record is from RefSeq and is a predicted model, not a curated record. The transcript has a single exon. Lineage: Eukaryota; Fungi; Ascomycota; Leotiomycetes; Helotiales; Sclerotiniaceae. Bases 161 to 514 code for a protein of 117 amino acids.